Colossoma macropomum (tambaqui) is the source of this 1133-nucleotide messenger RNA. Its product is annotated as integrin alpha-M-like. The record is from RefSeq and is a predicted model, not a curated record. The coding region runs from base 21 to 1133 and encodes 370 amino acids. NCBI's taxonomy places the organism in Eukaryota, Metazoa, Chordata, Actinopteri, Characiformes, Serrasalmidae. The transcript has 12 exons. Gene Ontology annotation, molecular function: integrin binding. Gene Ontology annotation, biological process: cell adhesion mediated by integrin; integrin-mediated signaling pathway; cell-matrix adhesion. Gene Ontology annotation, cellular component: integrin complex; external side of plasma membrane.
UUACACAGCUGGAUUUUCACAUGGAAUGUGGAACUGACAACAUCUGCAUCGACAACCUUAAAGUGGAUUUCAACUUUUCUGGAUACAUAGAAGCUGGAAUAAUGCAGGAUAUGAACAUGACAGUCUUUGUGGAGAACAGAGGAGAAAACUCUUAUGGCAGUCAUGUCAAGGUCACGUAUCCCUUUGGGCUUUCCUUCAGGAAAGUCACCAGCAAACAGGGCAGAGUGGGGUGCGUAUCUGUGGACAGUGAUCAAAAAAUGACAUUGGGGAUAACGACCUGCUACAUUAAUAAACCCAUCUUCAGGGCGAAUUCGUCGGCUGUCUUUGAGAUCACAUAUAGCACAAACAACGAAAGUAACUUUGACAGGAUGGUAAGCUUCACUGCUACUGCUCGCAGUGGCAAUGAUGAACACACAGCUGACAGCGAACUGUCCAUAAAUAAAACCGUCGGUGAGAAGUACGCCAUCUACGUCACUCUAAUAAGGUACGGGAAUUCCAGAAUCCGCUUUAACAUCACUGCAAUGAAGAACAACCUUGAGAAACCUGUCAAUCAAAUAUUCAAGGUGGAGAAUGACCUGAGGGAUGUAAACCUCACGAUUCUCAUCAGAGUACCAAUAAAACUCGGAGAGAAGGACAUCUGGGCCAAUAAGAACUUGCAGAUUCCAGACUGUAGCAUAGACAGAGACGAGAAACCCACAAUCCCUGAUUUUGUGGAGGCACUAAAGAAACAUCAGUCGGUGAACUGCUCUGUGGCUGUGUGCAGACUGUUCAGGUGUAGUGCAAAUCUCAAGAGACAUGACCUGAAAUUCUACAAUAUCUCUGCUAAUGUCAGCUCUGGCUGGAUUGAACAGACUGGACUCCGAUCGGCAGUUUUUGAGCUGGUCAGCACAGCAUCUCUGGAAUAUGACAAAAAUAAAUACUACUAUUUUGAUUCUCUCGACACUGCACAUUUUGAGAAGAUUAAUACCCAGGUGGAGGUGUAUGAGGAGAGGAACCUGCUUCUGGAGAUUAUUGGAGGAGCAAUAGGAGGGCUGCUGCUUUUGGCUCUCAUCACCACUGGCCUCCUCAAGGUCGGCUUCUUCAACAGCCAGUAUACACUGAUAUUGGAGAAACCUGAGGCCCCUGCAGAGUGA